UUCCUGGAGUGGUGUUUGUUGUGGGAAAUAAACGCCGUGGUGCUGAACUGGGGAUUCAUGCUACAUUUAACGAGAGAAGGACGGCACAAAGUACUGCGCUACCCCACCUCCAAGCAUGCGGUCGCGGCAGCUUUUGCUGAUACAACAGGAGAAGUGACGGAGGAGAGGGGCGAGUGGACACAUAUCCUCGGACAGCCAAGCGGAGCCUGAGCAGAGCCGCCGACAGCACGGAGUUGUCGCGAUGCUGUAGCCCAAACCAUGGACAGCAGAAUAAAGGAAAAGCCAGAAAGAACAUUUGAUCUGGUUGUACAGGUGGCAUGUCCAACAUCUGAAAAUGAGGAUCCAACCGUGCUGUGGAGCUUCCCCCAGGACCACACCGACCAGGAGGUCCUUCAGACGAUACCAAAGUUCUGCUUCCCCUUUGACGUGGAAAGGGUUUCCCAGAAUCAGGUGGGGCAGAAUUUUACCUUCGUGCUGACGGACAUCGACGGCAAACAGAGGUUUGGUUUCUGUCGACUCACUCAAGCCUGCCGGAUCUGCAUAUGUCUGCUCAGUUAUCUACCAUGGUUUGAAAUCUACUACAAGUUGCUAAAUACUCUGGCAGACUACCUAACAAAACAACAGGAAAAUGACUUGAAUGACAUGCUGAAUUCUCUCUAUGAUCUGCCUGUGCCAAAGCCCUUCACGCCAGUCAACCUGAGUGUGAAUGAGCAGUUGUAUAUUGCCACUGGGCAAGUACUGAGAGAUUGGCGAAGCAAGGAGCCGCACUCCUACUUCAUCGCCCCGGAUAUCAAUGGACUGCCAACCAUCCCUGAGAGUAGGAACCUGACAGAGUACUUUGUGGCUGUGGAUGUCAACAACAUGCUCCAGCUCUACGCCAGUAUGCUGCAUGAACGGCGCAUCAUCAUUACCUCAAGCAAGCUUAGCACUUUAACGGCAUGUAUCCACGGUGCAGCUGCUCUGCUCCUUCCUAUGUACUGGCAGCACAUCUUCAUCCCUGUACUGCCCCCGCAUCUUCUGGACUACUGCUGUGCCCCCAUGCCAUACUUUGUGGGUGUUCAUCUUAGUCUGCUGGAGAGAGUACGCAGUCGGUCAUUGGAGGAUGUGGUUAUUCUGAAUGUGGACACCAACACCCUGGAGAGUCCCUUUGAUGACCUGCACAACCUGCCCAGUGACGUGGUGUCCUCUCUGAAGAGCAAGCUGAAGAAGCAGUCUACAGCAACAGGAAGUGGUGUGGCGAGGGCCUUCCUGAGAGUGCAGGCCGCUCUGUUUGGAUCCUACCGAGAUGCCCUCAGAUAUAAACCUGGGGAGCCAAUCACUUUCUGUGAGGAGAGCUUUGUGAACCAUCGAUCGAGCACCAUGAGGAACUUCCUUUCAAUGGCCGUCAACCUGCAGCUCUUCAAACAGUUCAUCGACGGACGGCUGGCCAAAUUGAACGCAGGCCGCGGCUUCUCCGACGUGUUUGAAGAGGAGAUCACAGAGGGGGGCUUCUGUGGAAGUAAUUCAAGGUCUUACCAGCAAUGGAUGCACACUGUGAAGAGAGGAGGAGCACUUAUCAACACAGCUGUGACUAAAGCCAAGAGUCAUGCCAAGAGGGGCAUCAGAGACAUUAAGGGCAGGCUUAAAGCGAGGGAAGAAGAAGAAGAAGAGGGGGUGAUGGUCUGUGAGGGGUCUCCCACCAGCACCAAGAGCCUGUCUCCAAGGAGACUGCAGAAGAUGAGACGGCAAAACUUCAACAAGUAUCCCAUGAGCUUGGGCCCUCGAGAUCUUGGCUACAGGCUCGAUGAUGAUGAGCUGGACAGUGCAAGCAAGAUCUCCUCAGAGGACAGCGGGGAUGUCCCUUCGUACAUCGGGGACAGCGACGACUCACUAGAGCUCGACAUCGACUCCUCCCGCUCAGGCCAGAUGAACCUGCUGGAGGAGAUCCUGGACUCUCUGAGCACCACAACUGUGGAGCAAGGCAAACUUAGCGCUGCCAAGAGCCUGGACUUCUUCAGGUCCAUGGAGGAUUUAGACUUCAAGGCCCCGAGCAAGCCCACACCAUCCAGCGACUCUAAACCUGCAGAUGAGAGUGGCUGUGAUGGGGAUCUGGGCGGUUGGAAUAUGGGCCAGGAUGACAGCGCGGUACACGGAAAACACCUUCCCCCGUCCCCACGGCGACAGCCCAACAAGAGCAGCCUGAAGGGGACAAAGAAACCUGCGACAGCUUCCACAGUGCCCAUCAUCACGAAUACACCCACGGCCCAGGAGGCGGACAUCUCCAGGUCAUAUCCUCAUCCGCUCAACUACGACCUCCACCCUCUACCUCCAGGGCGACGACCAAGAGACCACUUCUCCUACUCGCCCUCAGCACCCCAUCGAGUUACACCUAUGCUGCCCUCUGCCACUCUCUCUCACACCUACAGCUCUCCAGCACCCGUUUCUGACUCAAACUGUUCUCCUGAACCAGCGGGCCGGUCUCGCACCAUCUCAGACCCACAAGGCAACAUGGAGCCUGCUCAGGCCCUGAACCAGACUGCCUCCACCAGCAUCCUGAGGAGGAAGGUGCUGUCCAAGGAGACCGUGAGGCACUAUCAGGAAAAGGCCCUCCAGAGGCAAAGCAGCAAGGCCCACCAGGAGGGUCAGGGGAGCCCGCCGAGGCACAGCCCGGCAGCUAUGCAGGUUCCGUGGGAGAAAGAGGUGUCCAAGGAGGGGCUCCUGGGGCUCGGCCUGUGCCUGGGUCAGGGUAAAGGCUCGGGGGCAGCUGUGGUGCAGGAUCAAGGCCUCCUCGAGGAGAUUGAGUCCAUGUGUUGCCUCGGCUCAGUCCUCCACACCAACCUGCAGCUCUCACAGGUUCACUGCAACAACAGCCAGCAGGUCCAGAGCAAAGCCACAGACGAGUCAUAGGGACAUCACAGACUCAGUGUCUGUAAAUGCCAUAGGCUCCAUGGAAAUCUAUUCACUGUAAUUCCUCUAUUACAACAUUCAUCUUUUUUUUUAUCUCAACGCUCGGCUAUCAGGUAACAUUAUGAAACAAUUUGAAGUCCAACAGGCAGACAGAAACAGAGUCACAGCCUCCAGAGCAGGAAACAGGAAGAGAUGCAUUGGUGCACUGCACAACUCUCCAUCUUUAACGAUAUGUCUGCGUAAAAAAGAGUCCUAGACAACUUAUUUUCUUAAAACAAGUGACAAGUUAUAUAGUUUUAAGUUUCUUUAAACAAGUGUAUUCUCUAAUGAACUGGAAGAGCAGAGCUUCAAAAACCAUAAUGUUGAGAUGUUUUGUGUUUUUGGAGAGCAGCGAUAUUUUUCACUUGUUUUAAGAACAUAAACUUCAUAAACUCAAAUAAAAGGUUACAAAGACUUGAUGAAAAGGAGAUUUCUGCAGUGUUUUCACUGAUUAAACAAAGGGUUUUUGUUUUUCAUCUAAAUUUAUGGACAUGUAUUUUUCACGUGUUUUAUAUUUUCAUCUUUUAACAUUUUCAAAAAGUUAUACCAGAAAAAAAGCCAUGAAACCCAUACAUUACAUGUUGGAUAAAGUAUAAGAAGCCAACUGGCAAUGGAGGAAUCUUCCAUCUUGAUUUCCAGGAUUUAAGAAAAGGCUCAGUGCUUGUGAGGAUUAAGAAGGGAUGAGGUCUCCUCCCCACGAUGUCUUUUACUCAGUGUUACUAACAGUUUAGGUGAUCAGGUUAAAUUUGUACCUGGGACUAAAAUAAUUUGAGCAAAAACGACAAGGUGAGACAGGAUGCUCCAGGCACAAAGUCCACCCUGGCUUUUGAAACUAGUAUUACACUCUGAUACGAGUGUUUGAUACUAGUGGUGUUUUUUUAAUUUUGUUAUAUCACCAUGCCUUAAAUGGAUAUGUGAUUUGUUCUUGAUACUCUGGUGUCUUAAUCUAUACAUACCAUACAGGUACUUUGUAAUCAGAAUCUCUGAGGCUCUCAGAUCUUAAAAACAGUUAGUAGUCCUUAAACAGUAUUUCUCUGGAUUAAUAGAAUAGUUAAAAAAAUGACUAAAACAGCUGGAAUCUGUAGCCAAACAGACGUAAACAGUGGGGACACAUUUCCUGUUUGUAGGAUUAAUACAUUGUCCUUCUUUCAAAUGAUUUAAUUAGUUCAUUUUAAGAGUAAUAUACAACAUCGCCAGACUUAUCGCACAACUCUCCUUGUCUUUCUUUCUUUCCGUCUGUCUCCCUUUCUUUGCUCAGGAGGAAAUGCAAUGUCUGUCCUCUCGGUGUGAGUCGCACUGUGAUGCGAUGCAGUGGUUGAUGAUUGUACUGUAAUGAAGCAAUACGGUUCUCCUCAGAAAGUAGCUACAUGGAUGUAAAGUGUACAGAGUCUAAAGUAUUUCUGUGACGGACUCAGUCUCCUGUGGAGAGAAACGCAGCGUCCAGAGGUUGGGGGUUCCCAUCCUUCUCUGCGUUGCCAUAAACCCGGAGAAAAGAAGAAAGCUUUUUCUGUGCUUGUGUUGGGAUUAUUACAUUUAUGGUGCGUUGUUCUUAUGAUUUAUGCCAGACGCCAGUCGCUGUGGCAGUUUAAUAGCAGCUAUUUCUCCACUUUUUGAGUGCUGCGCUGCGUUAACGAUUUGGCCAUAAAGUCUUUGGCGUGCUUCUAAAAGCCCAGGAACCAGUCCUAGGAAAUCCAAAAAGGAGAAAAAGAAUCUGUCCACUGGCCUUAUUAAUUGUAAACACUUUAAACACUUAUUUACUAUGCAAAUAUUUAAAAUGGUCAAUAAAGGUCAGUUUUAUUUAACAUUAUAAUGCACGAUUCUUCUUGAAAAUCACAAUCAAUCUAGUUUCUAGUAGGAGUAAGCUUCAUGUGUCCCUAAAUGAAUAAACCAGGAGGUCUGUUAAACUGUGUGUGUAUCGUGUGCCUUAAACCGUAAGAGUACCUACCACCCAGUGUCAUCAGGACAAGGUACAGUAUUAAAGAAAGGAGGUGUAUGCAAUGCUUUCAGACCACCAUAAAUCACAGUAAGAACAUUGAUCAUUAUGGUAUUUAUGGAUAUAACCGGACCUGAAAUGAACUUGGGUACUAGCAUUGUUUUUAUAGCUGUUUUGUUUUUGUGUUUCCGCUGCAGUCCAGCUGGAGUCACUCAGUGUGUUUCUUUGCUGCGGGAAUCUUCCUGCCUGUAUUUAAUAGAUUGUCUUUGAAUUUCUCUGGGUGAUUUGACUUUUUGUCAAUUAGGUUCUUUGUACUAUGAGGUGAUUUGUUUGUGUGCUUAUAUUUCUUUUUUAUUUUAAACACACUCAUUAUGAGCAAACGUUUUCCAGAGGAGUCUCUAGUUGAUUUCAUAUUGAGGAAAAAUUAUUUUCAACUGAAUAGAUGUGUAUUUUUGCUGGCUUGAGUUUAUUUUACAUGGAUAAUAUAUGAUUGGUGCCGUAUGUUUGUAAAAAAACAACAACAAAAAAGACACCUAAUAUUUGAAUGUUUUAGAUUUUAUUUUUCGAAAGGAAGAAAUAUAGAGAAUAUUAACAAAUGUGCGAUGUAGCCGUUCGUGUUCACAAGCAUUUGACACCCUUGAAUCAAAAUAAGCAGAAAAUGACGAUUGCUUGUACGCGGCACAAUGCUUAUUGUUGUAGUAUCUGCAUGUAUGCACCUGUAUGUGUUGUAUGCUAUGCUAUGAUUUUUAUUUUAUUUUUUAUUAUUAUUCUGUUGGUAUUCUUUUAUUAUUUCAGUAUUUAGCACUUCCAUCAAAUUGAGAACGAUGGAAAUAACAUUGGGUCUGGCACAACGCCCUCAUUCUGCCUUGCAUUGGUAUUAUGGAGUUAUGCUUUGCAUUUCAUGUGUUUUGGUUACUGGCGACUGUAAAUCUACCUGAAGAGGUUUGUGGGAAGAAAUACUGAGUAAUUUAGUAGCAAAGCAAUUACUUACAUUUCAGGCUUGUGAUUACUAAAGUUAACUGAUACUCUGCAAACAAUACAGUGUGAAGUAAUCAAUGAACACAAAGUAUGAUUGUCCUAAAAUUACAAAUUUGGAGUAAGUGACAGAUUAUGUAGCAGCGUUUACAGAGGUACUAUGGACUUAAUGAAGAUAUUAACAUUAUUUGCCCCAAAGCUACACAUUUAAGACAAAAAAACAACAUAUUUUCAGUCUAGUGACAAGUUACAGUAUGCACCUUUAUAAUGUCUUGUUGGGUGUUGUCUUGAUGCUCAACUCUUCGGGAUAACAUGUAAUGGUGUUCUGAUUCUGUGCACACUUGCAUGUUCUCAUUGCAGAGAAAAUAACCGUCUUAAACGACUAUUGAUGAGUAACUUGGUACAACUGCACACCAUGUAUGCACUGUGAACUGAAAAUAAAUUAUAGUGUUUAAUGCU
This is a messenger RNA of Cyclopterus lumpus (lumpfish), 6292 nucleotides long. RefSeq names its product DENN/MADD domain containing 1B (gene dennd1b). The record is from RefSeq and is a predicted model, not a curated record. Gene Ontology annotation, cellular component: intracellular membrane-bounded organelle; cytosol; nuclear speck. NCBI's taxonomy places the organism in Eukaryota, Metazoa, Chordata, Actinopteri, Perciformes, Cyclopteridae. Gene Ontology annotation, molecular function: phosphatidylinositol phosphate binding; guanyl-nucleotide exchange factor activity. Gene Ontology annotation, biological process: endocytic recycling; endocytosis. The transcript is spliced from 23 exons. The coding region runs from base 259 to 2886 and encodes 875 amino acids.